CCCUAAUGUCAAUUGGAUUUACUACCUGCUGAUCAAUCGCACCUUGGGUUUUGUUCCGAUUAGUGGAAAAGCUGCUAAAAUUUUUCCCCCAGUCUGUGUGUUACGAAGCCUCCCUUUCUGGAGGAAUGAGUGCGACCGAGAGCUGCGCCAAGAACGUGCAGUACCGGGUAGAUCAUCUGCUGAGCGCUGUGGAGAAUGAGCUCCAGGCUGGCAGCGAAAAGGGGGACCCCACCGAGAAGGAGCUGAAGGUGAGUCUGCAGGAGCGGGACCUGUGGACGAGGUUUAAGGAGCUCACCAAUGAGAUGAUCGUCACUAAGAAUGGAAGGAGAAUGUUUCCAGUUCUGAAGGUGAGCGUGUCGGGCCUGGAUCCCAAUGCCAUGUACACGGUUCUUCUGGACUUUGUGGCAGCUGACAACCUCCGCUGGAAGUAUGUGAAUGGAGAAUGGGUUCCAGGUGGCAAACCUGAGCCCCAGGCCCCUAGUUGUGUUUACAUCCACCCAGAUUCCCCCAAUUUUGGAGCCCACUGGAUGAAAGAUCCUGUGUCUUUUAGCAAAGUCAAACUUACAAACAAAAUGAAUGGUGGAGGCCAGAUUAUGUUAAACUCUUUGCACAAGUAUGAACCUCGAAUCCACAUUGUGAGAGUUGGCGGCACCCAGAGAAUGAUCACCAGCCAUUCAUUCCCUGAGACACAGUUCAUAGCAGUGACCGCAUACCAGAAUGAAGAGAUUACAGCACUUAAAAUCAAGCACAACCCAUUUGCCAAAGCAUUUCUUGAUGCAAAAGAAAGAAAUGAUUAUAAAGACAUCUUGGAUGAGGGAAUUAAUAGUCAGCACUCAAAUUUCUCUCAGUUAGGUACUUGGCUCAUUCCUAAUGGUGGAUCAUUAUGUACGCCCAAUCCACACACUCAGUUCGGGGCACCUCUCUCUCUAUCAUCUCCUCAUGGCUGUGAGCGAUACUCAUCUCUGAGGAACCACCGCUCCGCUCCUUACCCCAGUCCAUACACUCACAGAAACAAUUCUCCAAACAAUUUAACAGAUAAUUCCUCAGCAUGUCUUUCAAUGCUCCAGUCCCAUGGCAACUGGUCCACACUUCAAAUGCCAGCACACACAGGGAUGUUGCCAAUGAGUCACAGCACAGGAACACCACCUACCUCAAGUCAGUACACUUCUUUGUGGUCUGUAAGUAACAGUACCAUCACACCAGUGUCUCAGUCUGGAGGAAUAAGUAAUGGAACAAGUCCCCAGUACCUACGUGGCUCUACACCUCAUUACUCAUCUCUUUCACAUGCUGUGCCCUCACCAACCACAGGAUCCCCAUUGUAUGAACAUGGAGCACAAACAGAAAUAGCAGAAAACCAGUAUGAUGUCACUGCACAUUCCAGGCUUUCAUCAGCAUGGACACCAGUUGCACCACCAUCAAUCUAAAGUAAAGACUAUAAGGACUUAAUACACAAAUCAGUAUUUCCUGGGCCAAGUAGCUGAGUGUCCAUGGCCCAUAAAGCAAAUGAUUGCUGCAGGCCUCCCAAAUAACUUAAAGUUGUGCUUAGGCUAGUUAUGUCAGCCUUUCCCUGCUUCUAAAGGCUUCAUGGAUCCAACCAGGCAUGGGUGGUCUGCUCAGUGGGUCACCAUCUUGAGAUGCUUAACACAAAGUUGGUUUGACUUACAUAUAAGUGCAACAUAUAGGUUCUAUUACCUGUAUAUUCUAUGUCAGUUUUCUGAAUGUACUGGCAAGGGGUGAUUUAUCCAGGAGGCUCUUCUAAAGGGAAUGUAAAGAUACAGUAUUGCUUAAUUACAGUAUUAACUAAGAUCCAUUCUGCUUUUUUUAAAACAUUCCCUCUAUUGUUCUAAAUUACUUUUAUCUGAGACUGCUGCCUGCUGCUACAGAGUCAGACUACAUGUUUUUUAUUAUAGACAUAUUUUAAAUAUGCCUUUUUAAGUAAACCUAAUUUAAUAUGUUUAAAUAAUUUAAAAUGUGGUACUGUCCAGAUCAUGGGAAAAUAUUUAGAGCAGUAUUUGUCUGAAUCUGCUGUGUCAGAUUAUCUGCUGCCUAAAUACCCACAAACUGCACCAAGCUAGGUUAAUUCUAAAUAGUUUUUCCAAAAACUGAAGAGAACGUAUGCUUUUCAUUGUGUAACUGGUAUUUCUGUAUUUAUUUUUUCCAUGUGGCCAUGUUUUUUGUGGUUAAUGUAUAUGUACUGUAAACAUGUUAUUGUAUGCUGAAAGACGAUCUCUUUUGCCCCACUGAAGUGCAGUGUAAGGUAUCUACCAAUCUACACGUUGAUGUGGGGGACCAUGUGAUGCUUCAAUAAAUACACUAUUUUUUC
Molecule: messenger RNA, 2323 nt
Organism: Xenopus laevis (African clawed frog)
Lineage: Eukaryota; Metazoa; Chordata; Amphibia; Anura; Pipidae
Gene: tbxt.L
Product: T-box transcription factor Tr L homeolog
Exons: 8
Coding region: 126-1424 (432 amino acids)
Biological process (GO): somitogenesis; regulation of transcription by RNA polymerase II; cell fate specification
Cellular component (GO): nucleus; chromatin
Molecular function (GO): DNA binding; DNA-binding transcription factor activity, RNA polymerase II-specific; RNA polymerase II cis-regulatory region sequence-specific DNA binding
Source: RefSeq, marked provisional